UUUUUUACCCGUCCUACCAUUUCUCAGAUCAGGAAGGAACGGCAACGGUUCAUAGAGUCAAAUUUUCUCUCCCAGGGGAGAUUCUUAAUCAUGUCUUUGAUUGAGAUGGCUUCUGCUGGCAAAUUCCGUUACCAGAGACUCAGACCUUCAGAAACUGGGGUUGAUGGUGAAGUUAGAGAGAGAGUGGUUGUGAGGCCGAAGAAUAAAUGGUUCAGAUUCAGAAGGAUUCCUAUUAGGAGGAGGUUUAGGCUCAAAGUUCCAAGCUUGAGGAGACUGUGGAGGAAGAAAGCCAUGAUGGUGUCUGCCCUGAGAAGAUCAUGCGCUAAAGUGAUGAAGAGAUUGAAGGAAGGUCAAGUUCAUUUCGGCGAUUUAUUUGCUGGCAACUACUUGUUCAUGCAGGUCAAUCCCACAUCAUUGGCCUACCUUGAGAGGGAAAUAACCCUCUCAAAAGUAGCUUGACUCUUGUUAGUUUCUCUCCUUUUGGCAUGCUUUGGUAUGAACUCUUCGAUCAAUCAUACAUAGAAUAAGUCAAUGCAAUCAAGCUAAUGCUUUGUUUUUCUCUUUCUGUCAUCUUUUUAUAUCUUUCUCCCGAAAAAAUGUAACUUCACUUGAGAAUAUGUGGAAGAUACCUCAAAGUUUCAAAGGUCUCACAUACAUAGCAAUUGCACAAAUCUAGUAAAAGGCCGAGUUGGGUAUUUGAUAUA
Molecule: messenger RNA, 704 nt
Organism: Neltuma alba
Lineage: Eukaryota; Viridiplantae; Streptophyta; Magnoliopsida; Fabales; Fabaceae
Exons: 1
Coding region: 91-459 (122 amino acids)
Source: RefSeq, a predicted model, not a curated record